This is a messenger RNA of Onychomys torridus (southern grasshopper mouse), 2257 nucleotides long. RefSeq names its product mannosidase endo-alpha (gene Manea). Gene Ontology annotation, cellular component: Golgi apparatus. The record is from RefSeq and is a predicted model, not a curated record. Bases 406 to 1794 code for a protein of 462 amino acids. The transcript has 5 exons. Gene Ontology annotation, molecular function: alpha-mannosidase activity. NCBI's taxonomy places the organism in Eukaryota, Metazoa, Chordata, Mammalia, Rodentia, Cricetidae.
CUCCCCCGAGGUCUUUGUUCUGUCCCCCUUUAACACGCUUGGCUCGGGACGGUCGACUUCUCCUCGCUGGACAAGGGUGGCUGCCUCCUUUUCCACUUGCAGAGGAACAAGUUGGGAGUACAGGCAGUUAAAAGUUUUCGUUUUGUGUGGAGGACCUACAGAUAAUAGCGUGGAAGAUGGAGAAGUACUAAAAGUUAACUCGUUCAAAGGAGGCGUACAUGAGCACUACUGUGGAUCUGUAUGAGCUUAGAAAUGCCCGUAAGAAAUGAGACUGGAGGGUGGACUGACUGUUCACAUUACAGUGUGUUGGCGUCAGCUUGAAAGGAAAAUGAAAAGUGAAUGUAGGGUUUUGCUAAAACGAAUUCAGCAAAACAUUCACUAUUUUGGAGUUUAAAGUAUGUCAUCAUGGCAAAAUUUCGAAGAAAGACUUGCAUCAUUUUGUCGCUUUUUAUUCUAUUUAUUUUCUCCCUGAUGAUGGGCUUAAAGAUGCUGAGGCCAAAUACAGCAUCCUUUGGAACUCCGUUUGGGCUUGACCUUCUUCCAGAACUUCAUCCACCAAAGACCCCCUUGGGAAACAAAGUUGACUUCCAAAAGAGUGAUAGAAUCAACAUGGAAACAAAUACCAAGAAUUUCAAAGCUGCUGGCAUGACUGUGAGGCCACCCCGAACCUCUGAAGUGAACCUGGAGGAACUGCCUCCUCUGAAUUAUUUUUUACAUGUAUUUUAUUACAGUUGGUAUGGAAAUCCCCAAUUUAAUGGUAAAUAUAUUCAUUGGAAUCAUCCAGUCCUGGAGCACUGGGACCCUAGAAUAGCCAAGAACUAUCCACAAGGGAGACAUACUCCUCCAGAUGACAUUGGCUCCAACUUUUAUCCUGAGCUAGGAAGUUACAGCUCUCAGGACCCUUCUGUCAUAGAAACUCACAUGAGACAGAUGUGCUCAGCCUCAAUUGGAGUCCUGGCCCUUUCUUGGUACCCACCUGAUUCCAGUGAUGAAAACGGAGAAGCUACUGAUCACUUAGUACCAACCAUUUUGGAUAAAGCUCAUAAAUAUAAUCUGAAGGUCACUUUUCACAUAGAGCCAUAUAGCAAUCGAGAUGAUGAAAACAUGUAUAAAAAUGUCAAAUACAUAAUAGACAAAUAUGGAAGCCAUCCAGCCUUUUAUAGAUACAAGACAAGGACCGGGCAUUCUCUACCUAUGUUUUAUGUCUAUGAUUCCUAUAUCACAAAGCCUAAAGUGUGGGCCAAUCUGUUAACACCUUCAGGAUCUCAGAGUAUUCGCAGUUCUCCUUAUGAUGGAUUGUUUAUUGCACUUUUAGUAGAAGAAAAGCAUAAAUCUGAUAUUCUUCAAAGUGGAUUUGAUGGAAUUUAUACAUACUUUGCUACAAAUGGUUUUACAUAUGGCUCAUCACAUCAGAAUUGGGCUAACCUGAAAUCAUUUUGUGAUAAGAACAACUUGAUAUUUAUCCCGAGUGUAGGCCCAGGAUACAUAGAUACAAGCAUUCGUCCGUGGAACACUCAGAACACUAGGAACCGCAUCAAUGGGAAGUAUUAUGAAGUUGGUCUAAGUGCUGCACUCCAGACCCAUCCCAGUUUAAUUUCCAUCACCUCUUUCAAUGAGUGGCAUGAAGGAACUCAAAUUGAAAAGGCUGUCCCCAAAAGAACCACUAACACAGUGUACCUGGAUUACCGGCCUCAUAAGCCAAGCUACUAUCUAGAACUAACACAAAAGUGGUCUGAGAAAUACAGUAAGGAAAGAAUGACAUAUUCAUUGGAUCAACAGCUGCCUGCUUCUUAAUGUCUCACUUAUAGUUUAUUAAAUCGCCUAGCUUCAGUAAAUGACUUGUGUUUUAUGUUAUGGAAAGAAAACUGUCAAAAUCAAUGAGCACUUGCUACUGUUACCUUUAUCAGUUAUUUUGUUUUUACUCUUUAAAAGAUUGUAUUACUUGUCCUACAAUGCACAAUACUGUACAAAGAAACAUUUGAUGAGAAAAGUUAUGUUGGUAACAUUCCUGAUGGCAUAAUCUUCUGAAUUUCUGACUGCAAUUGAAGUUUUUGGUUUUUGUUUCAUAGUAGAGAAAAUGCUUGCAUUACAUAAACCAUCUAACAUACAGGUCAGCUGCACCUGUAUUCUGGGUCCAAAGACAUAAGAGUGCGUACAUAUCAGGUACAUAUGACAAUGAAAUACAGACCUACAAUCAGGUGGUAGUGGCGGUUCACACCUUUAAUCCCAGCAUUCGGGAGGCAGAGGCAAGCAGAUC